Messenger RNA from Eupeodes corollae, 1667 nucleotides. RefSeq names its product neuropeptide CCHamide-2 (gene CCHa2). Gene Ontology annotation, biological process: neuropeptide signaling pathway. The coding region runs from base 472 to 822 and encodes 116 amino acids. The transcript has 4 exons. Lineage: Eukaryota; Metazoa; Arthropoda; Insecta; Diptera; Syrphidae. Gene Ontology annotation, molecular function: neuropeptide hormone activity. The record is from RefSeq and is a predicted model, not a curated record.
AUCCCGUAGCUUACACAAGCCGAGUUGUACUCAUUCGAAAGACUUUAAGACUUUCCUGAGUCCUGAGUUGCCUAAACGAGCUUGAUAUCAAUCAUAUAAAUAACGGUUUUUCUAUUUCCUACACCAAGGACGCACUUAAAUCUUGUCCUGUUUCACACACGAAAAAAAGGAAGAAAAAUCCAAAAAUCGUGUUCGGUGAUCGGAGAAAAUAAAUUUUUAUAUUUUUCAUCCUUUCCUCAUACUCGUACGUAUCUCCCCUGCGCUGCGCUGCCAGGACGAUUAUUUUCAAAUUAAAAAUAAAUAUUUUUGUGCAACAAGUGUGUGGUUCAAGUUCGAUUUUGAGUUUCGUAUCCGAUAUCCGAUUUAUACGAGAAGAGUGAGUGUCCAUAACUCGAUUUUUGUCGAAACUAAAAAGAAACAGACUCAAAAAAGGACACGAAGGGAAAACAUAUAAACCAAGAAUAAAACAACAUGAAGCAGUCAAUAUCGUUCUUUUUUGUGUUAGUAUGCACUGUAGUUUUGGCAGCACACGAGAGUCAAGCUAAAAAGGGUUGUAAUGCAUAUGGUCAUGCUUGCUAUGGUGGACAUGGUAAACGUUCUUUGGGGCAAGUUUCAGAUGAAAUUCGUCCGGAGACAAUCCUCCAAAUGUUCCCCAACGAGGAAGGAAGUGAAAUUAACACAUAUCCAAGAUAUCGUUUAAUAAAAAUCAUGAGACAAUUGCUUGGUGGGCGCACAAGACAACAAAUUGCUGCAGAUCGUCUCAAUGACAUGGAUUAUGCUUUAAGCUCCAGUGAAGCCUUUAAGGAAAACUCUUUGAACUAAGUUUAAUUCAAAAAAUGGAGUUAAGGAAGUCGGAACCCUUCUUUUCAUAACAAAAACAACAACAAAAAUCAAACCUACUCCUUCGCUGACCCAUAUUUUAUAAACUUUCUUUUCAAUAACCAAAUUGUAAAUAAUCAGAUUUGAUAGAACGCCAAAGGACAAAGGAAAUUGUAUAAAAUAAUUUUAAAAGGAAAAAAUGCUUCUUUUUUUCAAAUAUGUUCUAAUUUAACCAACUAUAAGUAAUUCUAACGGUCAUUUAUAAAGAGAAAUAACAUAAUAUAAAUCAUACAAAAUUAUUUAAAACAAAACUUCUUCUUAAAGAGGUACAAUAAUUAAAAAAUGAUGACUUUACAAACAUUUAAGUUUUGUUUUUUAAAUUACAAUUAAAUAAUAAUUAAUUAUAAUUUAUAUGAUUGAUUAAUUUUCCUAUUUUCUGAAACUAAUGGCUGGAGAGUUUCAGAAAAUGAAAAAACACACACAAAUAAAAUGCAACAAAAUAAGACUACAUUUUUAUUAUUAUUAUUAUUUAUUUAUUUGAAAUAAAAAGAAAAAAAUAUGUCUGCCAAAACCUGACAAAAAUAAUAAAGAAACAAACAAUAUUGGAAUUUCUUUAAUAAAACUGAUAUAGAAAACUAUAAGAGUGCAGAUUCUGUUCAGGUUAAUGGAAUACAUUAUUAACAUUAUGCGCAUUAAUAAAGAAAACAGAAAAACUACAUAGUGCUGUAUAUUUAUUUAAAUAAUGAUAUAAAUCAUACUAAAUUAUAAAAUUAGUGUGUAGGGCUAUAAAAUAUUUAUUAUAUCUGUAUAAAUGUCAAAUUGAAAAAAAUAAACGUUUAAACAAUUUA